This is a messenger RNA of Scylla paramamosain (green mud crab), 2151 nucleotides long. Its product is annotated as ovochymase-2-like. The transcript is spliced from 10 exons. NCBI's taxonomy places the organism in Eukaryota, Metazoa, Arthropoda, Malacostraca, Decapoda, Portunidae. The coding region runs from base 403 to 1566 and encodes 387 amino acids. Gene Ontology annotation, molecular function: serine-type endopeptidase activity. The record is from RefSeq and is a predicted model, not a curated record. Gene Ontology annotation, biological process: proteolysis.
AAAAUUCUGAAGAUGAAGAUACAUUAUAACUAGAUAUUCUUAUGUGUGUUGAUUUUUGCACUUCAGAACUCAUGGUAGAAAUUACACAGGAUAAGCAAUAGUUAUAUUGCUAUUUUUAUAAGAUGUGUUUAUAUGUGUUUUUCAAACACAUGAUUCAAUAUACAUAUCAGCAGAAGAACAUAGAUACAUUAUGCAUAGUGAUCAAUACUGGCACACAUAAACAAUGAGGGGAUGAGGCAGAAUCAUCAGAAAAGUGUGUCAUCAGGUCAUGACUCCACCAUAGGGGCAUCACCUGAAGCAUGAGGGCUGGGUUAGGGUUGGCUGUCUGCUCUCACCAUUACCAUCCUGUCACCACCACCAUCACCAUUGCUGCUGAUGCUGCUCUGACCAGUGUUUCAAGAGAUGUGGUUGAAUAGUGUUGUGACAGUGACAUUGCUGGUCACUACCACAAGAUUAAUGGUAAUGGCUCUUCAUUCCAAUCCAGUCCACAGGCAACCAAGAUGUGUCUUUGGCUGGCGCUGGAUGGAGGUAGCUGGAGGGGACACACUAACUCUUACCUCCCCCAACUACCCUGCUUCUUAUGAUUACUUCUCCCACUGUGGCUGGACCAUCUGGCCAACAAGUAGGAAUGUUAUCCUCAAGCUGAGAUGUGACACCUUCUACCUCCAAGAGUCUAAGAAUGGGAUAUGUCAUGACUUUCUGAGAAUACAACAAGUCAAGUACUGUGGCUCCAAUACUCCUGUCUUCUCCACCAAAAACAUCACCAAGUUGGGCAUCACUUUCCACAGCAAUGGAAGGCUCAACUACCCGGGCUUUCAGUGUUCCCUCACUGCUUCUAACCCCAACACCCAGCACUGUGUGUGUGGUAAACAGGCCAGCAGUGGGGCAAAAGUGGCUCCCUGGUUAGCAGUCCUGGUACUUGUCAAUAGUUCCCAGGCUUUCUGCAGUGCUUCCAUUGUGAGAGAACACUGGGUCCUCACUUCAGCCACCUGUGCAGCAAGGAUAAAGCACAACAAAUACAAUUAUGCAGUCAGGGUAGGGAUUGGCCAAGACACAGGCAGCGUGCUCAUCCCCAUCAGAAGAGUCCUUCUACACCCAGCUUCUCUCCAUGGCCUGUCACACACUGAUGCCAACCUUGCCCUCAUCCAUCUCAAGCAGGCAAUUACCUUCCGCAAUGGAGCAGCACUCCCUGUGUGUCUGCCCCUCAGCCCUGCCCACCAUCGGCCAGCCUCAGGCUCCCCAAAAUGGCAAGGGUGGCGUGGUGCAGAAGUGGAGGAGCAGGAGUGCCUUCCAGACCACCAGGGACCUGCCUGGCUCUGUGGUCAGCCUGCAGACUUAUGCCAUCCUGAAAAGGGUGAUCUUGGCAGCCCUCUAGUGGCAAAGAGUAAAGGAGGAGGCUGGGUGCAAGUGGGUGUGGCAGUAGGUGGUAAUAGCUGUGCAGGUGACAAAAGGUUGCAUCAAGAGUCUGUCCCUCAUGCACAAGUUGCUUACAUCAGUGUGAUAAACCACCUGUCCUGGAUUGUCAGGACACUAGGGAGGGACAACACCUGUCCACAAAGGGAAUGACCAUGCACUGCUCAGGCAGAUCUAGAGCUGCCCAACAAGAAACACUUUCUGGUAUUGGUAUUACAAGAAAGACAAAACAUACACAAAGUCUGCUUUCAGUUUUCAUUGAUGACUUGCUAUUCUGUGUCAAUGUAUUCCAGAUUUGUUUGUAAUCCAGCCAUGUAGCUUUAUGGAAGGAUUUCCUACUUAUUUCCAUUUUUCACGUCUGGUUCCCUGUAGGAAAUGUGGCCAAGGGAGGAUGACAAGAACAACAGGAAAUUUCCAUGAUAUUUUCCAAGUAAAAUCCGUGCUUUGUCCAAUCUUUACGAUCUUAUCAGGAUUUUUUUUUUUUUCAGUUUAGUCACAAAAGUAUACAUAAUACUGAAUUUCACAUAAGUAGUUCCACUUGAGUGGACAGUCAUGUAUAAAAAUUAAACAUUAUUGGGAUGAAACACUUUCAUACUUGAGAAACAAUCUUAUUGCAUAUUUAUAACUUUGACCAUGCAUUACUACUAGACUACUUUAUUUAGUACCUAAAUAAACUUAACACUUACCCAAGUCAUCAAUGUAUGUUAUUUAUUAAGGCUAUGCAGUAUGAACAUUGAA